AUGAAGAACCUAGCUGCACUCAUUACCGGCACCGCUCUGUUGCUGGAGAGCGUGUCUGGUCACUAUAUUUUCCAAGCCUUCGCCCCCGGUUCGGCAAAGGGCGUUGCCUAUGAGCACGUCCGCCGCAACACUAAUUACAAUUCGCCGGUUACUGACCUGUCCUCAAACGACCUUCGCUGCAAUGUCGGCGGAGCCACCGGCGGCAACACUUCGACCAUUGAAAUCGCUGCCGGGUCGCCGUUCACGUUUUCUCUUGACACAGCGGUUUAUCACCAGGGUCCCAUCUCGGUGUAUAUGUCCAAGGCUCCCAGCACUGCUGCUGAAUACGAUGGAAGCGGCGCCUGGUUCAAGACUUUCGACUGGGGUCCAAGCUUCUCUGGCGGCCAGGCCUCAUGGACCAUGAAAGAUACCUACACCAGCACCGUUCCGAAGUGUAUCCCGGCGGGCGAAUACCUCCUCCGGAUCCAGUCGCUGGCUAUUCACAACCCUGGUGGCACGCCUCAGUUCUACGUUUCUUGUGCCCAAGUAAAGGUUACUGGAGGAGGCUCGACCACACCUUCAACCACCACCAAGAUCCCAGGAUUCAUCAAAGCUACUGACCCAGGCUAUACUGCCAAUAUCUAUAACAACUUCAAGUCGUACACAGUCCCUGGGCCAGCUGUGUUCUCUUGCUGA
Neoarthrinium moseri is the source of this 675-nucleotide messenger RNA. RefSeq lists its product as uncharacterized. Lineage: Eukaryota; Fungi; Ascomycota; Sordariomycetes; Amphisphaeriales; Apiosporaceae. Bases 1 to 675 code for a protein of 224 amino acids. The transcript has 7 exons. The record is from RefSeq and is a predicted model, not a curated record.